ACAGGUGGUGCGCAGUUCUGCCCGCGACACACGGGAGAGUGCGCGCGAUUUCGCGCGCUGCACACACACGUUCCUCUCCGCGAGAGCAGAAACUCGAUUCGCACGCGCUAUAAUUCGGCGCUCCCUUUGUGAGUUAUCUGUCCAAGAGCAAGGUGGAGAAAGAGAAAGAGAGAGAGAGAGAGAAAGAGAAAGAGAGACAAAGAGAGACACGUAAAGAGAUCGGAAAAGGGAGAGAGGGUAGGAAUCGUAGAGGGGUGGAUGCGUGAGGUGGUGGCUCUCGCGGAUUAGAACUACGUCAGGAUCGAAAAACGGGGAGGUCUCUGUCGACGUUUCGAAAUCUUCGGUGUUGACGAUUCACCGCGCGAUCGCGUAGUAGUACAUGAAGAACGUCAAAGAACGCGCGCGACUUUCCCGCGGAAAGAAACUAUCUCUUCUUCGUUAGACGAAACAGAACAGUCGGGAAAAAGAUCGAAGAUCUCGUUCCUUCAAGCGCGAUCGAAACGCGCCGAUCGAACGCGGAUCGGAGAAAAAAUCCGGAGCACCCGGAUUCGUUUCUUUCUUCGAUAGGAAAUGCCCCUCCUCGCUCGGCCGCCCUGCCAGGACGUCAGCUGGAACUUGCGUGGAGCGUCCUGGUUGCGCGAUGUGCCGCCGCUGCAGUUUCUAGUUCGUCGUUGCGCUCCGACAGCGACCGAAGACGGGAGGAACGUCGUUAGGAAGAGCGACGAUCGUUAGGAACUCCCUUGUCGUCGUCGAGCGCGCGACUCGCACGACGUGGUGCAAUCUCUCGCUCUCUCUCUCCUCUUUCCGCUCGGGGAGAAAAUUCCCCGUUCGGACGUCGCGCGGAUAUACGGGACGAGACAUCCGGACGAGAGUUACGCUUCAACGAGCCGUCAACAGGCGGGAGAGUGCACGCGGCUAAUUUCUCGUGCGUCGACUGUGGACUCCUCCUCCUCUCGCCCUCUCUCUCUCUCUCUCUCUUUCUUUCUUUCUUUCUCUCUCUCUCUCUCUCUCUCUCUCUCCUCGAUUACGCACAGUGGUGUCGAUUGCAUACGUGUACAUACACACGUAUAUAUACGUCGCACGUUAUAUAUAUACGUACGUCACACGGCUCCGCUCGCAUAUAGCGAGAGAGCGUGGCCGCAUCUCGUCGCGUGUAGCACGCGUCGUCGUCGGCCGGAGUGAGCGAACCGGCGUUGCAGUGCGCGAAUUCCUGUCGCUUGUCCAAGCGAAUUCUUGCGAUUCUCCUCGGUGUCGUCGUCGUCGUCGUCGUCGUCGUCGUCGUCGUCGUCGUCGUUCCCCCACGUCUUGACGGAAGAUCAUCGCGAGUGUGCGGGGGAAAAAAAAACGCAGAGCGACGAGGAGCUGAACGUUGCGUAGCGUAAAUUGGCCACGAUUGUAGUGCAUAAUCUUAUCGACGGCACGAGCACGUCGUCACGCGGUACCGGUCCGAGUGUCGGAUGUGGUGCACGCACUCGGCGGCUGCCAGAGAAACGCAAGCGGCAGUAGCAUCGUCCACGUCGGUGACAACGAUACGGAACUUGAGCGAUCUGGCAGGUGAGCGGGCAUAUUGCAUGAGAAGGGGAGACUGCCGGUGAUGGACAAUGAGCAGCCGCACCAGGAACUGGUCAAGUGCGUGGUCGUGGGUGACACGGCAGUCGGAAAGACCAGGCUGAUCUGCGCCAGAGCCUGCAACAAGCACGUGUCACUGUCGCAGCUACUGACCACUCACGUGCCCACGGUCUGGGCGAUCGACCAGUACCGGAUCUACAAGGAUGUGUUGGAGCGAUCUUGGGAGGUAGUAGACAAUGUAAACGUGUCGCUACGUCUCUGGGACACGUUCGGCGACCACGAGAAGGAUCGACGUUUCGCAUACGGCAGAUCCGACGUUGUGCUACUAUGCUUCUCCAUAACCAACCCCGUUUCCUUGCGAAACUGCAAGGUGAUGUGGUAUCCCGAGAUAAGGAGGUUCUGCCCGCAGACGCCGAUCCUGCUGGUCGGAUGCAAGAACGAUCUGCGAUACAUGUAUCGGGACGAGACUUAUCUCAGCUACUUUCGCGAUCGCAGUCCUUUCGUAAGGGCUACGAGGAAGAGCGAUCUGGUGAUGCCGGAUCAAGCGCGGGCGGUUGCGCGAGAACUCGGUGUUUACUAUUACGAGACGAGCGUCUUCACUUAUUACGGCGUGAACGAGGUGUUUGAAAAUUCGAUACGCGCCGCUCUAAUCGCCCGUCGUCAGCAGCGCUUCUGGAUGACGAACCUGAAGAGAGUGCAAAGACCUCUAUUACAGGCACCGUUCUGCCCGCCGAAGCCAGUGCCGCCGGAGGUGUGUCUAGCCGCGAGUACCUACGAGGAGAACAUGAAGAGCCUGUGGGCGAGGCCGGUUCACACGGAUGUCACUCUGAUCGCCGGCAACUGCACGUUCUCCGCACACAGGUGCCUGCUCGCAGCGGCGUCGCCCGUGUUCCAUCGGUUGUUCUCGAUGGAGCUCUCCCACGAGUUGACACCGCGCAGCUCCAGCGAGUCCAGCAUGGUGAGCACUUUCGGCGAGGCUACCGUCGGUGACUUCAACGACGAUACCGAGUGCCUAAUUCGUAUCGAUCAAAGCAAACCCGCAAAAGUCUGGGAACAACUCAAGCGACGAUCGAGUUUUCAAGUACUGCCGACGAUGGAUAAUCAAAGGAAGACUUACGGCGCGACGAGGGAGCUCAAUCAUCCUGCCUUCCAAAACAUUCGAAUAUGUCUGACCGAGAACGCGAACGGAGUGCAGCAGCCCAUGACGGUGGUCACGCUGUCGAAGCUGAUCACGCCGCAGGCGAUGCAACAGUGCUUGCAAUUCAUUUACACGGGCAGCUUGGAUAAACGGUAUCACGAUCUACAAGAGAUCAGACAGGCGGCCGAAUUCCUCGAGCUGCCGCAGUUGCUCAUGGUGCUCGGCAGCAUACAGACGUGGGAGCAGUUCGUCAAUAGAGAUCUCAAAACCCGGUACAAGCAAGUGGUUAGACAACGAUUGGAAGACAUUUGUCUGGAGCAAGGUCUUUUUGCCGACGUGGUGUUCGAUCUGGACGACGGCAGCGUACCGGCCCACAAAGCGAUUCUCACUGCCCGAUGCGACGUGAUGAAAGCCAUGUUCUCUGGCGAUUUUCGCGAAAGCAGCGCAAAAGUCAUAGUCUUUCCUGGAGUACGGGAGUACACAUUCCACAAGCUGCUGUGCUAUCUUUACACGGACGAAGUCCCGGCGAUCUCCUCGGCCAGGUGUCUGAAUCUGUUGGAACUGGCCAACAGACUCUGUCUUCAACGACUGGUGAAUCUGGUCGAGAGCAGAGUGAUCGAGGAUCUUGAGCGUCUUUCCCAAAACGAGGGAAACGAGGCCGUCGAAAACUGCCUGAGACUGUUGGAACCGUGCAAGCUGCAUAAUGCCGAUCAGCUGGCCGACUGGUGCAUGAAUCAUCUCUGCGUUAACUAUAACAAGCUGUGCAAAAUGUCAGCUCGCAGCGUGCGGUUGCUUCAUCCCGAGAAUCAGGAAUAUCUGAACGAACACCGAUGGCCGCCGGUCUGGUAUUUGAAGGACUACGAUUAUUAUCAGAAGUGUUUGGCGGAACAGGAUCGCGAGAACAAGCCGACGUUGAAGCGUAACCGCAACCAGUCCGGCUGCCUAUGUUUCUCGGGCUCGAGUAAGACCAGACGGGAGGGUAGCACCGGGAACGGCGGCGCGACAUCGACAACGUCCACCGAGACGCCGGCGGACCGGCCGCUCUUCGACGCCUCCACCGAAUCCGGCGAACAGGCCGUAUGACAGGAGCCCAGCGGCCUUAGCCGCUCCGUCAGAUUUAUCCUGGUCCUACCUGUGCUCAUGGUCUUCAUAUGCACUAUUUUUACCAUUUUGAUACUGCUACAGAUUUAUACUUAAGCGGACCGCAAACAUCGGCGUGAUUACGCGUAAGUACACACACAUACACACAAUGACAUAUAAAUACAAACACACACAUACGAAGCCGAUUGAUCGCGACGAAAACCGAUCCAAUGGUAAGAAUGCGGGAAAAUGCCGUUCGAUUUCAACUCGUCGAGAUCGAAUUUCUUCUCCCUCCCCGUAAUGUGAUUUUUUUUUUUUUUUUUUUCUAUAACAAAACUAACUAUUUGUAAGAUCGCGACAAUUCGGAUCUGUGCGAGCGUCCGCGGAUUUCGGAUUUUCGCGACCGACGUGAAAAUCUUUUCACCUUCCGCAAGCGGCAGCGUGAAAUGAGAAUUGUGUGUUUUGCGCGGGGAGACAACAACUCCUUAUGUGUACUUUCUACGCGUUUUGUGAUAAACUGUGUACAUUCAGCGACAAAACUGUGUGGAUGCUCAUACAAAAAAAAAAAAAAAAAAAAA
Molecule: messenger RNA, 4365 nt
Organism: Pseudomyrmex gracilis
Lineage: Eukaryota; Metazoa; Arthropoda; Insecta; Hymenoptera; Formicidae
Gene: RhoBTB
Product: rho-related BTB domain-containing protein 1
Exons: 14
Coding region: 1595-3790 (731 amino acids)
Biological process (GO): small GTPase-mediated signal transduction
Molecular function (GO): GTP binding; protein binding; GTPase activity
Source: RefSeq, a predicted model, not a curated record